Messenger RNA from Salmo salar (Atlantic salmon), 720 nucleotides. Its product is annotated as myogenic factor 5. Lineage: Eukaryota; Metazoa; Chordata; Actinopteri; Salmoniformes; Salmonidae. The record is from RefSeq and is marked provisional. Gene Ontology annotation, biological process: muscle organ development; positive regulation of myoblast differentiation; skeletal muscle cell differentiation. Gene Ontology annotation, molecular function: protein dimerization activity; RNA polymerase II cis-regulatory region sequence-specific DNA binding; DNA-binding transcription factor activity, RNA polymerase II-specific.
AUGGAUGUCUUCUCCCCAUCCCAGAUUUUCUAUGACAGCGCCUGUGCCUCCUCGCCAGAGGACCUGGACUUCGGCCCCGGGGAACUGGAUGGCUCAGAGGAGGACGAGCACGUCCGGGUCCCUGGGACUCCUCACCAGGCGGGUCACUGCCUUCAGUGGGCCUGCAAGGCCUGCAAGCGUAAGUCCAGCACGGUGGACCGGCGGCGGGCUGCCACCAUGAGGGAACGACGCCGGCUGAAAAAGGUGAACCACGGCUUCGAGGCUCUGAGGCGCUGCACCUCAGCCAACCCCAGCCAGAGGCUGCCUAAGGUGGAGAUCCUGCGCAACGCCAUCCAGUACAUCGAGAGCCUCCAGGAGCUGCUCCAUGAGCAUGUGGAGAACUACUACGGCCUUCCUGGGGAGAGCAGCUCAGAGCCUGGGAGCCCCUCGUCCAGCUGCUCCGACAGCAUGGUUGACUGUAACAUUCCUGUUGUGUGGCCUCAGAUGAACACAAGCUAUGGCAACAACUACAGUUAUACUAAGAAUGUGAGCUCUGGAGAGAGAGGUGCUGGUGCCUCCAGCCUGGCCUGCCUGUCUAACAUAGUAGAUCGCCUCUCCUCGGUGGAUGCCAGUGCCCCAGCAGGGCUCAGAGAUAUGCUUACCUUCUCGCCCUCCAGCACCGACUCCCAGCCUUGCACUCCAGAAAGCCCCGGGACCAGACCUGUGUACCACGUGUUGUGA